UCCGGUGGAAGUUUCAUUAAAUUAAGUCUAGUAAAAAUCUUUAUCAUUCAAUUAUGUCUCAUCGAUGAGAUCUAGAUUCUUUUUUGAAAGGGUGUCAUCGAUGAGAUCGAGAUCUUGAAUGACGAAGAUUGUAGCAGAAAAUUUUCAUUGUAGAUGAUCGUUCUGUAUUGCGAAGGAACGAAUCAUCUCCAUGGAAAUUUCACUCAAGGAGAUCUAGUAAAAAUCCAACCAUUCAAUAAUAAGUUAUUGAGUGGUUGUGAUUCAACAACGAAGAAUUUCCACAUGAGAGGAUUUGUUUUUGUGCUGUGGCGGCGAGCUAAAACUCGGUUCAAAUGGAUCCUUGCAAGGAAAAACAAGCUGCAGUGGAAGUGAAUGUUACUCUCAAUGGUGUUUCCUCUCUAAAAGCUACAAGAAAGGAGCAUGCAACAUAUUGUGUAACUCCUGGUCACACUAUGAGAGAGAGUGUUGAUUUGGAAGCUCAAUCAACUCUGACAUUGACAGGGGUUAGGAAACAACUGAGUGACACCCACAUUGAUUCCGACAGUGAAAAUGGUAGCCCUCGAACACCUAAGGGUGUUCUUUUCAACCCUUUUGCUCCUGGUCCUGAAGACAUGGUGCGUGCUCCACAGUCUCGCAAGUAUCAUGAAGAUGUGAGGGACAAAAUUGUUCGCAAACUUCAGUUUUGCUCCUCUCCUCCCAAACCAUGAGCUACUGCAAUAACUUCUUUUUGCUUUUUCUGUACGUGUUGUUUUGAAUGGUUUUAUAGUUUUACAGUGAACAAUUGCAUCUGACCAGGCCAAUAAAUAGAUGUAACAUUAGCAGUAGCAGCAACUUAUGAAGUACUGUACACUACUAUUGAUGUUAGACUGUUUUCUUUACAAUGAAAUACGUUGUAGUGCUAAAUAAAUCAUUUCUCUAUUU
Molecule: messenger RNA, 921 nt
Organism: Medicago truncatula (barrel medic)
Lineage: Eukaryota; Viridiplantae; Streptophyta; Magnoliopsida; Fabales; Fabaceae
Exons: 2
Coding region: 333-707 (124 amino acids)
Source: RefSeq, a predicted model, not a curated record